This is a messenger RNA of Blastomyces dermatitidis ER-3, 571 nucleotides long. RefSeq lists its product as uncharacterized. NCBI's taxonomy places the organism in Eukaryota, Fungi, Ascomycota, Eurotiomycetes, Onygenales, Ajellomycetaceae. The transcript has a single exon. Bases 143 to 559 code for a protein of 138 amino acids. The record is from RefSeq and is a predicted model, not a curated record.
AGAGGGGUGGUACGAGGGUGAGACUUGGCAUUGAUGUCUAGAUACACUGAAGACAGACUGCGGAGGUUGCACUUCAGAAGUGGCUGUUGAUUAUGUGCUUGAUAUUAUCGCCGAGGUAUCUUUUUGUAUUUUUCUGCUGGGGAUGGGCCAGAUUAGGAAGGGCAGUACGAGGGUGGGACUUGGCGUUGGUGUUUUGGAACAUCAAAGAUGGACAGGGUUUUCGCGGAGGUCGCUCCUCAGAUAUCUCCACAACUACAGAUCGGGGAUCUUCCAAAAUCGAGAAGAUUGGUGCAUAUGGCUAGGUCUCUUCACCUUACAAUUUGUAUGGCAAUUUGGCCCGGGGUUGUGGUGUGGUAGGGGAGAAUGGGGGAUAAUCCCACGCAGGAGUUCCGAACGACGUCUGGUUCACAUUUGGCUGGAUAACUCCACCACCACACGGGGUAUGCGGUCGGCGAUGGGGUCAAAAUGCUCGUAUGAUCGAGGGCUUUUCGAUGGAUCUAUCGGCGGGUUCUUAUUCGAAAAAUCGAGCGAGUUCGUGGUGGAACGGUUGUGUCUGUGAAAAAUAUAGUUA